AUGGGCGCUCUUCCUUGGCUGCUUCUUUUCCUGCUACUCCAGGGCGCCACAGGGAACUCUGGAGAUGAUGCGGAUACGGAGGAAGUAGUUGCGAUCCUUCAGGAGUCCAUCAGCCUCCCCCUGGAAAUCCCACCGGAUGAAGAGGUUGAGAACAUCAUCUGGUCCUCUCAGAGAAGGCUGGCCACGGUGACGCCAGGGAAAGAGGGACAGCCAGCGACCAUCACCGUGAUUGACCCUCACUACCAGGGUCGAGUGAGCUUCCUGGAGCCCAGCUACUCUCUGUACAUCAGCAAUGUGAGCUGGAAGGACGCAGGGUGUUACGAAGCCGAAGUCAACAUGAGGACAGCUCAGCUGUCAACCACCCAGCUGUACAAUCUACGCGUCUACCAACGGCUGUUGAAGCCCAGAAUCACUGUGAACUUUGAGAUCUCUGGGGAAGGUUCCUGUAAUAUGUCCCUGACAUGCUUUGUGGAGAGAGGAGGCAUGGAUGUGACCUACAGCUGGCUCUCCUGGGGGGACAGUGCUGGCACAGCCCACGAAGGCCCCAUCCUCAGAACAUCCUGGAGGCCUGGGGACAGUGCUCUUUCCUAUACCUGCAGGGUCAGCAACCCCAUCAGCAACACCAGCUCCCAUCCUAUCCCUGCUGGGUCUUUCUGUGCAGAUCCUGGCUAUCCUGAGAAGUCUUCAACAGUCUUCUGCCUCCUGGCUAAGGGACUGCUGCUCCUCUUGCUCUUGGUAAUUCUAGUGGUGAGCCUCUGGGUCAUCAGAGUCUACAAAAUGCCAAGGAUGAGGUAUCUCAAGAGAAACAGAAUGAGACUGAGGAAAAGGGGGAAGGCUGGCCCCAUCCCAGCCUGACCUGGGUCUUGACUCUGGCUUUUCUUUCCAGCUCUGGGGAUCUUAUGGCCUGGUGGGCAGAGGGGAAGCAGGGGUUCUCAGGGGUGGAUACUCAAAGGACCAUAUUUUCCAAGAGAARACCACCUGGCAAUAAAAUCAA
Urocitellus parryii (Arctic ground squirrel) is the source of this 994-nucleotide messenger RNA. It is a transcript of the gene Slamf9, whose product is annotated as SLAM family member 9. The record is from RefSeq and is a predicted model, not a curated record. Lineage: Eukaryota; Metazoa; Chordata; Mammalia; Rodentia; Sciuridae. Gene Ontology annotation, cellular component: membrane; external side of plasma membrane. Gene Ontology annotation, biological process: T cell activation; plasmacytoid dendritic cell cytokine production.